UCCUAAUCAAGAAUUUGUGAAAUGAUGCAAGCCCAUUUCUAGCUUGAUUGGGCUUCAACGAAUCAAAGAAGAACUAUCACUGUUCUUCCCAAACAAACGAAAACCAUAUACCUUUGGAACAAUUUGAUAGCUUAACAUCCAUCGCAAUCGCAACCUUAAAGUUAAAUCCAUCCGCUUUUAAAGUCUUGAGAUAUUAUUAUGAACAAGAAAGGUCUAGCCAUUUUGUUGCGUUCUAAAAUGAGGCCUCUUUCCCCUGUUUCCAAGAAAGUUAACCAACUGCAACAUGCUCCUUUGGAAAGGAACGUAUCAGCCACUCAAAAUGUCUCGAUCAAGACCGAAAGAGAUUUUGGGCAAGUACGAGAAUCAAUGCAUUCAGUCAUAUCAAUGAACAAAAAAGAGAUAUUGGAUACUGCACUAAAUGAAUUCUCGGAGGGAUAUUUUAGUCUUUCUAAAGAAAACCGAUGCAAAUUACUACUCAUUCUUGCUCGAGAGUACGAUCUCAACAGGAGUAAAGUACGGGAUUUGAUGAAGCAGUAUGUUGGUCUUGAGAUCCCUAAUGGUGAUGAAAUCGACGAACAUGGGCGUGAAAUGGACAGUCAUCUUUCUGCUUUUUAUAGAAUCGAAAGAAAUUUGAGGCACGCCCUUAAGCCAAUGUAUGAAGUUCUAUUCGAAAGGCUCAACACACACCCUGGUGGUUUGAAGUUUCUGGCCUCUGUUCGUGCUGAUAUUUUAUCUAUUAUCGCGGAUGAAAAUGUUGCAUCAAUACGCGCUCUUGACUCUUAUUUGAAAGAAAAGCUUAUUACUUGGCUAAGUCCCGCCAACCUGGAGCUUCACCAAAUUACUUGGGACGAUCCCGCUUCUUUGUUAGAGAAGAUUGUAGCUUAUGAGGCUGUGCAUCCCAUCAGUAAUCUUAUAGAUUUAAAGAGGAGACUGGGACUCGGUCGCCGCUGUUUUGGAUAUAUUCAUCCAUCCAUACCGGGCGAACCGCUUAUAUUUAUCGAAGUUGCACUUAUGAAGAAUAUAGCUUGUACCAUACAGGAAGUUUUGUGGCAUGAUCCUCCAACGCCUGAAUGUGAAGCAACUACUGCUUUGUUCUACUCUAUUUCAUCAACUCAGCCAGGCUUAGCAGGAGUCAACUUAGGAAAGUUCCUUAUUAAACGAGUGAUAUAUCUGGUGAAGAAAGACAUGCCAAAUAUACAUAAUUUUGCAACCCUAAGCCCUAUCCCAGGCUUCAUGCAGUGGCUUCUAUCUAAGUUGGCAUCAUCGGAAAGAUCGGGCCCCAUUUUCUGUGAAAAUAUCCUGAAACCCGAGGAAGAAAGAGCACUGCUGGAUGCAUACAAAGACUCGACUACGGGGGAAAGCGGGAUGGAAGUGUUGUUGCACUUAUUGACAUCAACAAACCAUGAAUGGACUCGAUCUGAUAGACUGAUAACUGUGUUCGAACCGAUUCUACUAAGACUUUGUGCCAGGUACCUUGUACUUGAGAAGAAGAGAGGGAAAGCUCUAGAUUCGGUUGCCAAUUUCCACUUGCAAAAUGGAGCUAUGAUUGGAAGACUAAAUUGGAUGGCCGAUCGAUCAGAAAAGGGUCUUAGUCAAAGUGGGGGAAUUAUGGUAAAUUACAUUUACAGUCUCGAACAUAUCGAAGAUUAUGCUCAAGCAUAUUUCAGCACAGGGCAUAUUCAAGCUUCUCCUGAUGUCCAUCACCAUAUCCAGUCACCGGAGAGAAAUGAAGAUCCAAUAAAUUAAGCAGUGUUUGUGGACGGAGAAGAAUAUGUUCUGUCUCAUCAUACAGGUGCACACUAUGUAACCGGCUUCUGUAAAUACUUUGUAAUAUGUCACCUUUAUUCGAAUAAAGUAUGACAUGAUGCAUUACAUGAAAUGUAAACAUACAUGAUUGUAUGCAAUACUUGAUGGAAAACGAAACAGUAUAUUAUCCAUCAGAUGACCAACUUCAUUUUUCGUUAUCUA
Molecule: messenger RNA, 1968 nt
Organism: Helianthus annuus (common sunflower)
Lineage: Eukaryota; Viridiplantae; Streptophyta; Magnoliopsida; Asterales; Asteraceae
Product: malonyl-CoA decarboxylase, mitochondrial
Exons: 16
Coding region: 199-1746 (515 amino acids)
Biological process (GO): malonyl-CoA catabolic process; positive regulation of fatty acid oxidation; fatty acid biosynthetic process
Cellular component (GO): mitochondrial matrix; peroxisomal matrix
Molecular function (GO): malonyl-CoA decarboxylase activity
Source: RefSeq, a predicted model, not a curated record